AUGUUGUCAAGAGCCUUAACAGCGAAGUCCAGAAAGAGCCUCAAAAAUGAAGAUCAAGACCCACUACAAGGCUACACCACCAGCUCGUUCAACGACUACGAAGACUGCAUCGUAGGGUUCAUGCAGGACCUGGCACUUGUCCGCUGCGGACACGACAGGAAGUGUCUUGGAUGUGGGGAAGAGCUGUCCCACUUGACGCUGAGGGGUGUGCUGAGAGGUUCGGUGGGUGUGAUAGGGGAGAGCAGGCUGGGGAUGACUGAGAAGGUGGUGUUGUUGGGAGGAAAGGUUUGUGCUGUGAAGAGGUUUAGGAAAGUGAGCUCUGGGAGCCGUGAGUUUGGGAAGAGAAUAGAGCACUUGGCUAAGGUGAGUGAGAAGAGUGAGUAUCUUGUGCCUGUCAUUGCUUAUUUGUAUGCUAAGAGGAUCAAGUUUGUUCUCUCUGAUUACUACCCCAUGGGAAGCCUUGCUGACUUGCUUGUUGGUGCUAGGCAACAUGGUCACACAGCAUUGGAUUGGAACCAAAGGCUGACCAUAGUUGUUCAUAUUGCACGAGCAAUUGCAUUCAUCCAUGAGCAAUACCCUCCAUAUGACAAGAAGAUGCAGAUGAACGUGCAUGGGAGCAUUAGGGUAUGCCAUGUGAUGGUGAACAUCGACUUCUCAGCCUGCUUGUCCGAUUAUGGAUUCACCCAAUUGGCGGAGCCGGUCGAAAUUACCAACACGUGGCAGGUGAUGAAAUCGCCAUGCUGGCAGCAAAUAACUCCUUACUGUGAUGAACUGAGUCAGAAGAGUGACAUUUACAACUUUGGGGUGAUACUGCUGGACGUAUUGGCAGGACCAAAGGGUUUGAAAAUGACAAAAGGCAAGGAAAAGAAGGAAGGCCUGAAAUUGGAAGGUGGUUCGGAGUUUUUUGAGUUUGCUGUGAAGGAAGGGAAAGAAAGAAGGCAAGUGUCUAGGGUUUUGGACAUUGCUUUUGCAUGUACAAGUGCCAAACCAGAGGCUAGGCCUUCUAUAGAAGAGAUAUAUUGUUAUCUCUUGGAGAUAUUGUAA
This is a messenger RNA of Prunus avium (sweet cherry), 1044 nucleotides long. RefSeq names its product putative inactive receptor kinase At2g26730. Gene Ontology annotation, molecular function: ATP binding; protein kinase activity. The record is from RefSeq and is a predicted model, not a curated record. Gene Ontology annotation, biological process: protein phosphorylation. Lineage: Eukaryota; Viridiplantae; Streptophyta; Magnoliopsida; Rosales; Rosaceae.